Messenger RNA from Alligator sinensis (Chinese alligator), 4727 nucleotides. It is a transcript of the gene FBXL13, whose product is annotated as F-box and leucine rich repeat protein 13. The record is from RefSeq and is a predicted model, not a curated record. The transcript is spliced from 18 exons. NCBI's taxonomy places the organism in Eukaryota, Metazoa, Chordata, Crocodylia, Alligatoridae. Gene Ontology annotation, biological process: SCF-dependent proteasomal ubiquitin-dependent protein catabolic process. Gene Ontology annotation, molecular function: protein binding. The annotation marks the transcript as partial. Gene Ontology annotation, cellular component: SCF ubiquitin ligase complex.
AUGACUGAAGAGUUAUGUGGCAAGGCAUGGAACUUUCACACCAGAAACUUAAAGAAUAUGUGCUUUCAAGCAUGGAUGCAGUAUUGUCUUUUGAAAAAAGAAGCUAGAAGAGAUGCAGAGCAGAACAUGGCUCUUGCAGCAGUUCACUAUAACUCCAGAAUAAUAAAAGUAAUUGUACAGAAAUGGAGUGGUUGGGUUCGGUUUCACAAGGAACAAAUGGCAUUGGCAGUCAGGAAAAUACAAUGGGUCUUUAAUGUUAAGUUGCUCAGAAUUAUCUUAAAGGCAUGGCAUGCAGAAGCGCAAAGUUCCGCAAAAACAAAAGCUUACUUUGAGCAAUUGGAAAAGGAAGACCAGGAAGAAUCUUUUGAUUUACAUCAUUGUUUCUCUUUAGAACUAAUCAAAGACAAAACAGCAACCUCAAGAAUAGUCAACUAUGAAAAGUCAAAUUUACUAGAAAGAGCAUUAUUACAGAUUUUUCACUACACAGACUUAAUUGAUCUGGCAAGGUGUGCUCAAGUUAGCCGAACCUGGAUGUCAGUAACACAAAAUAGUUCAUUAUGGAGUGAUAUUGAUUUUUCUGCAGUAAAACACAAGAUUCAAGACAAAACAGUAGUUAAUAUUUUGCAGAAGUGGCGUCCUUAUGUUUUACGUUUGAAUCUUCGUGGUUGUUCUUCUCUUCACUGGCCCAGCUUUAAAAGUAUUGGUGAAUGUAAAAAUUUGCAGGACAUAAAUCUCUCUGAAUGCCGGGAAUUAAACGACGAAUCAAUGAGACUUAUCUCAGAAGGGUGUUCAGCUCUCCUAUAUUUAAAUUUGUCAUACACUGAUAUUACCAACGGGACCCUAAGAGUUUUGUCAAGGAACUUCCCCAAUUUACAGCAUUUGAGUUUAGCUUACUGCAGAAAAUUCACAGACAAAGGUUUACAGUACCUGGCCUCCGGGAAAGGAUGUCACAAGCUCAUCUAUUUGGACCUUUCAGGUUGCAUUCAGAUCUCUUGUGAUGGCUUCAGAUAUAUUGCCAGUGGUUGCAAUAAAAUCCAGCACUUGAUAAUCAAUGAUAUGCCAACUCUUACAGACAGAUGUAUUCAAGCUUUGGUUGAAAAAUGUCAACAGAUUAUAUCUGUUGUCUUUCUUGACUCCCCUCAUCUCUCUGACACAGCUUUUAAAGCCCUUGCUGAGUGUAAACUUGUCAAGGUCCGAAUUGAAGGGAAUAAUCGGAUUACUGAUUUGAGCUUCAAACUGAUGAGCAAAUCCUGCCCGUACAUCAAGCACAUUUAUAUGGCUGAUUGCCAGAAGAUUACCGAUGUUGGUCUUAAGAUAAUUUCAUCUUUGAAGUAUAUUCUUGUAUUGAAUUUAGCUGACUGUAUAAGAAUCAGUGAUGCUGGUGUAAAACAAUUUUUAGAAGGCUCCUCAGGCGCAAAACUAAGAGAGUUGAACUUGACUAAUUGCUUCCAAGUCACUGAUGUCUCUGUUGUGAAAAUAGCCCAAAGGUGCCAUAAUCUGAACUACCUGAAUCUGCGAUAUUGUGAAAAUGUGACUGAUAUUGGCAUUGAGGCUUUAGGAAAUAUGUUGUCAUUGAUAUCCAUGGAUAUUUCUGGAACCAACAUCUCAGAUAUGGGCUUGGGAGCCCUUGGCAACAGUGGAAGAAUGAAGGAACUUUCUGUAUCAGAAUGUAAGAAGAUCACUGAUAUCGGGAUUCAGAAGUUCUGCCAAGGUGUGACAGAUCUACAAUACUUCAACGUCUCUUACUGCCCUCAACUGACAAAUGAAACUGCUAAAGCUCUGGCAUUGUACUGCCACAACCUUACGUCCCUCAACUUAGCUGGCUGUCCCAAGAUGACCGACUUGGGUAUUCAGUAUUUGUCUAAAGUCUGCCAUUACCUCCACUUCUUGGACAUCUCAGGCUGUAUAUGUCUUACUGACAAAGUACUGAAUUAUCUUUGGAAAGGGUGUACACAGCUCCGGAUUCUGAAGAUGUUGUACUGCCGAAAUAUUACCAAACAAGCUGUUCUGAAAUACUCAGCCAGGCUAGAGAAGCAAGAAUACAGCAAUGCUGAACCUCCUUCGUGGUUUGGGUAUAAUAAGCCUAGUACUGUGGUCAAGCCCCAGAAGAAACACACAACAGGACCUGAAAAAGCAAAAUUGUGGCCUGGGACUGAAAAUGAAGAAGCUGCAUAAUAUCUUUUAUAUUUUAACCAUACUUUUUUUUAAGGGAAUAGUCAUUUAAUAAAAGGAGUUCUUUCUAGUUGAACUGGUAAGAGUUAGUGCAAGUCAAGUCUUUGUAGCAGAAUAGUUGAGGCCUUCAUUUUAGGGCUGUCAACUAAACACCGUUAACAAGCACAAUUAAUGCAUUAAUUUGUUUUUGCAUUAAUUUUUUUAACGUGUUAAUUGCUACUGCUGGGUCCUGUGUACUGGGGGAAAAGUGGCCCAUCCCCCUCGCUGAUGCUCAGCCCCCCCCCCCCCCCCCAGCAAGCAGUCAGGCAGGGUCCUGGAAGCAGACUUGGCAGUGCAAUGCAGGUAAGUGUAUGCGGGGGGGGGGCAGGGGUUGGGGGGCAGGUGCCUGCUGGCCCUAGAGGAAGCUAUCUGGGCACUGGGUCUAUGGUAGGGAAGGUUGAAGUGCCCUUUGAGGGUUGUGGGGAGCUCCAGCAUUGGAGCUGGUGCCCCAUGCUUGCAGGGGCCAGGCGUGCAGGGCACCAGCAGUGCCAGGGGACUGCGAGUCAGGGUCAGGAGCGAGGGGCACCAGCAGUGCCAGUGGAUGGGGGCUGGGAAUGAGGUGUGCCCCCACCACAUGUCCACUUUUUUGGAAAUGAAAAUAUGCUAACCCUGGUUUUGACCCUUUUCACAUACUGUACUUAAUCACUAGGCAGAAAUUAGCAGUUCUACUCUGUUCUUCUGGCAGUGAGUAAAUAGCAGAAAGAUAUAAUGGAACAAAGCAAAAUUUGGGUGUCUUGAAUAGGAAGAUUAUAAAAAAAACUUGCUGUUGGUUCUGUGGAUAAAAAGACUUAUCUAUAGCUAUUGCAAGGCUGAACUCCAAUAUAAUUGAAGCACCUCAAGUCUGCAGUACUACCUACGCGCUAAACAUGCUUUUGGCACCAUUCCUCUUGCUGCAGAUAAUCCAAUGACAGCAAAUGAAUCCUGAGAGCUGAGACACAGUACACUUACUGAGUUUCAGAAUCAUUGCAAGCCCAUGGAUAAAAUGAAGUACAACAGCUUAACCAAUGCUACUGCAAAAUGAACAGCUAUGUACUGCAGACCACUCAACAUUGUAAAUGACAGAGGGCUGAUAGAGGUUAUUCAAACUGCAUCUUUUAAUCAGUCAAACCUUGCCCUUCCGAGGAACCAGUGCAUCACAAAUACAUGACCUAUAUCACAACAAGAAGGCUACUAAUUUGGAGCUGUUGAAAAAUGCACAAGAUGUUGCUUUGACUGGUGAUCACUGGACAUCCUUGAGUAAUCACAGUUAUCUUGGAGUCAUGACACCUGACUGAUGCUGCAUGGACACUGCAGUCAUUUACUUUAACAGUAACGCAUAUCAGAGAUAUCAUGCUGAAAUGUGAAGAGAGUUUCUUGGAUGUUACAAGAACAGAAUAUUCAAGAAAAGGUAACAGCAAUUAGCACUAACAGUGCAUGUGAUCUGAUAGCAGCAGCCAGUCCCUUGCCUUUUGAACACAUGAUGAGCAUCGCUCACAGUCUGCAGUGAUCCAUCACAGUACUGCUCAGUACUGGUGGUUUUGAAAAUGUGCUGGCAAAACGUAGAAAAAUUGUGGACCAUUUCAAACACAGUCCAGGUUAACAGCGCAGAGCUAAAAACACAACAAGCUGCAAAUGGACAGAAACAAGAACCUCUCGGUCAAGAUAUUUCUACCAGACAGAAUUCCACAUUGAGUGUGGUUCAGCGCCUGCUAAGAAAUAAAGCCGCUAUCACAACCAUGUUAGCUCUUCAAAAGCACAAUCUAUCAGUGCUCCCAGGUAGUGAUUCUGGAAAACUGCAAAAGCUAGACACACUACUUAAGUCCUGCAGGUUUAUGACUGAACUCUUUUGAGAACUGUAUGUCUCCUUCUCCGUGAUUUUACCUGCACUCUGCUAUGUAUUUCAUGUUAUAGCAGUCUCGGAUGACGAUCCAGCACGUGUUGCUCAAUUUAAGAACGCUUUCACUGCAGAUUUAACAAACUGCAAAGAGGGUAGCAAUAUGAGAUUUCUAAAUUAGCUAUAGCACUCAACCCAAGGUUUAAGAAUCUGAAGUCUGAGAGGGACAAGGUGUGGGACAUGCUGGCAGAAGUCUUAAAAGAGCAGCACUCUGACUUGGAAACUACAGAACCCGAACCACCACAGAAAAAUCAGCCUUCUGUUGGUGGCAUCUGACUCCGAUGAUGAAAACGAAGGUGUGCUGGUCCACACUGCUUUGGAUCAUUAUAAAGCAGAACCUGUCAUCACCAUGGAGGCAUGUCCUCUGCUAUGGUGCUUGAAGCAUGAAGGGGCUUAUGAAAGUUUAGCACAGCUAGCACAUAAGUACCUUGCAACGCGGGCUACAACAGUGCUGUGCGAAUGACUGUUCUUGCUUUCAGGUGACAUUGUAAAUAAGAAGCAUGCAGCAUUAUCUCCCGAGAACAUAAACCAACUUGUUUGUCUAAGUGAUUGGCUGAAAUCAGCAAGGUUCAUUGAAAAAUGCUAUUUCUUUUGUUUACCAUUUUUACAGUGCAAUUAUUUCUAAUAAAAAUAAUAAUAAAAA